This is a messenger RNA of Anoplophora glabripennis (Asian longhorned beetle), 1232 nucleotides long. RefSeq names its product U5 small nuclear ribonucleoprotein 40 kDa protein. Gene Ontology annotation, molecular function: RNA binding; protein binding. Bases 99 to 1142 code for a protein of 347 amino acids. The record is from RefSeq and is a predicted model, not a curated record. The transcript is spliced from 4 exons. Gene Ontology annotation, cellular component: catalytic step 2 spliceosome. Lineage: Eukaryota; Metazoa; Arthropoda; Insecta; Coleoptera; Cerambycidae.
CAAAUAUUUCAGUUUAUGAGGAAAAUGUGCGGUUAGGAUCUGUCUAGUUUAUAACAAAUUUAUUUAUCCUAAAGAAAAAGGUGAUUGCAUAAGUAAAAAUGGCUAUAGAAAAUAAAAGGAAGGCGGAUGAAUCAGCCCUUGUUCCUUCAAACAAAAGAUCCAAAAAUGAAGUGGCUAUUAAGAAUAAAAACAGUUCAGUGCUACAAGCGGCACCAGCAAGAACCUCAAACUUAUUUGCUCCUAUAAUGCUGUUGGAAGGACAUGAAGGAGAGAUAUUCUCGGUAGAUUUUCAUCCCGAGGGCCAAUAUUUAGCAUCCUCCGGGUUUGACCGGAAAAUUUUUCUCUGGAGUGUUUACGGAGAAUGCGAAAACAUUUCUGUAAUGACGGGCCACACAGGUGCUAUAACGGAGUUACAUUUUACCACCGAUGGAUCACAUGUUUUUACCUCAAGCACCGAUAACACCUUGGGUUUGUGGGACAUAGUAACGUCACAACGUAUCAAAAAAUACAAGGGCCAUACGACUUUUGUCAAUGCCGUGCAAGGAGCCAGAAGGGGCCCGCAGUUAAUGUGUUCUGGAAGCGAUGAUAGCACAAUUAAAGUUUGGGAUACGAGGAAAAAACAAUCCGUGUCAAGUAUGAAUACCGUUUAUCAGACCACAGCUGUAACGUUUAACGACACCGCGGAGCAUAUAUUUAGUGGAGGCAUCGAUAACGAUAUAAAGGUGUGGGACGUCCGUAAGACUGAAGUUAUAUAUACGUUAAAAGGUCACACAGACACCGUCACGGGGCUUUCAUUGAGCUCCGACGGUUCAUAUCUGCUAAGUAAUUCCAUGGACAACACAUUGCGGAUAUGGGACGUGAGGCCGUACGCUCCCGUAGAGCGAUGCGUUAAGAUUUUCACCGGUCACCAACAUAACUUCGAGAAGAACUUAUUACGCUGCGCCUGGUCCCCCGACGGGACAAAAGUCACCGGCGGAUCGGCAGACAGGUUUGUUUAUAUUUGGGAUACGACAUCCAGGAGGAUCCUUUACAAGCUUCCGGGGCAUAACGGUAGCGUCAACGAUGCCAAAUUUCACCCAAACGAGCCUGUCGUUGUGUCUUGCGGUAGCGAUAAACAGAUUUACCUGGGAGAGAUCGAUUAGGUGUGUAUGUGAAAUAGUGUUUUGAAUAAUGUCAAGAAUUGUAGGUGUUUUAUAUGAAAAAUAAUAAAUAUAAAUUUUUAUUAUACCGAC